This is a messenger RNA of Symbiodinium natans, 267 nucleotides long. The record is from the annotation of a GenBank genome assembly. NCBI's taxonomy places the organism in Eukaryota, Dinophyceae, Suessiales, Symbiodiniaceae.
AUGGUCCAGCAUGGUCUGGUUUGCCAAAACGAGGAAAACACUCCCAUCUUCGGUGCUGUUUGCGACCUCCUGUGCCCGCCUGGCUACAUACCCUCCAAUGUCGUGGCCACCUGUGCUACCGAAUUGAUGGAGCCAGAGGCACAGCCAACGUUUGAUCCGCCCGUGCAGUGCACGCCCAGUCUCUGUGGUGAUUACCCCUUCACCAUCUCGGCUGAAGAAAACUCUGGCAUGGAGUAUGCCGUGGUGGAGUAUGCCACCGACAGCCGA